Zophobas morio is the source of this 4237-nucleotide messenger RNA. RefSeq names its product eukaryotic translation initiation factor 4 gamma 1-like. Bases 722 to 4006 code for a protein of 1094 amino acids. The record is from RefSeq and is a predicted model, not a curated record. Gene Ontology annotation, cellular component: eukaryotic translation initiation factor 4F complex. NCBI's taxonomy places the organism in Eukaryota, Metazoa, Arthropoda, Insecta, Coleoptera, Tenebrionidae. The transcript has 18 exons. Gene Ontology annotation, molecular function: mRNA binding; protein binding; translation initiation factor activity.
CUACUAAAAAUACAUAUGUAUAAAAUUAUAAAAGCUUGAGCUUCUCUGGCAUCCUAUGAUUCAUAUGGUAUUUCAAGUGCACUUAAUCAAAUUUCUGCAACGAAUGUUUUGUGUUUAUUAUUGAUCCGAUAUCCAUCUUUAUCGAUUUGGCAUGAUCAUCAUUCUGCAGUGUUCGACCUUUCAUUUCAAAUAAGUCAAACAAGAUACUUAUUUUUUUAAACAGAGAUAGAUAUUGUUGCUACACAACGUCCUAUUAGAUAAAAAGUAACUUUUAAAAAGAUAGCUAUAUACAGAACUAAACGUCGAGUGGCAUGAUUAAUGAUAACCAUUUUUCUCUAUCCGGUCAUAACUGAUAAGAUAACGCUGAUAAGAGUGCAGCGAGCUAUUGUUUUUUUUUUUGCGUUUUUAGUACGGAUAAAUGCAGGGAAUUCCUACUCUAUUUCAGAAAGAAAACGAGUGAUUUGAGCUUGUUUUAGAAAGUGAUUGUUCCUUUACACGUUUCGCAGUUAUUGACGUUUAGGGGAUUUCCAUAACACGGAAUCUUCUGGACCACUUUUAUACUUUCUUACCAGCACCUCCAAAUUCUAUACUCGCUGUGAUAAAGUCGGUGGCGAUAGCCACAAACCAAGGAACCUCAUUGGGGAAGCGAAAUACGUUUUGAAAUUGGAACAAAGGUUCUAACAAUUAAACAGACUCGAUUUUUGCGGCAAACAUUGCUAAUAUGGAUGCUACCGGCAGUGUAAACAUCAGCACCAUGAGUGAAAUCGUCGCAAAUUUUUUCAAAAACAAUACAAAGAACAAUCCUGUUCCUACAAACGAAGCUAACAAGUCGAAUCAGAAUACUGAUACGUCAACGUUGAGGACUGAAGCAAAGACUUUACCUAAGAGUAAAAUUGAUAUUACCGAUAUCGUUAAAAAAAGGCCAGAACCAAUCAAAUGUUUUCCGCAACAAAUCGAAACACAAGACAAAAUCGACAGAGCGGCGUCUAUAAGCAAUGAUAACAAUACAUCGGCCAUCAUAGAAAUCAAAGCUGAUUUACCAUAUCGAGAAGGUCAAUGGGCUCCUCACAAUUUAGACGGGAAGAAAGUAUAUGACAAGGAAUUUUUAUUAUCUUUAAGGAACGGUCCCGCUAGCCGAAAAAAGCCUGACAACUUGCCUGAUGUUAUUGUAGCCGACGAUCGAGGAAGACUUAGUGAUGGGAGGUAUUCCAUGGGAGGUAGAACCGAUUUUACAACCCCACCUUUUCCAAAUUACGGGGGUAAAUCUAGUUCGCAAAGAGGCCCACCUCCAAAACGUAAUCCUCAAUCUAGUAAAGUCGGUGAUGGCGGCUGUAAAGGGAGCAAACCUCAAGUUGUCAAAGCGUCGAUUUCUGUCAGGGAAGAUGUCAAACUGCAUGAAGUGAAAAACAUCUGGAGACCUGCACGGUUUAGGAAGGAUGAUAAUAUGUCUGACGAUGAAAGAAGAGCUGAAGAAUUAUAUAAAAAAAUCAGAAGAGUGCUCAAUAAAUUAACUCCUCGGAAAUUCGAACUGUUAUUUAGUCGAGUAGGAGACUUACAAAUUGAUACAGAAGAAAAGUUACAAAAAGUAGUCGAGAUGGUGGCCGAGAAAGCUAUGAACGAAUCAAAAUUUUCAGUUGCGUAUGCGUUAAUGUGUAAGAAGUUGGCUCUUACGCAGGUACCUGCUGCCAACAGUACUGAAGAUAAAAAAGAAUUUGUUCAAUUUCGUAAGUUGUUGGUGACAAGGUGUCAAUUAGAAUUUGAGAAACAGUCUUACGAUGAUUCAAUUAGGAAUGAUAAAGUUAUAGAAAUUGGCGAGUGUACUGACUUUGAAAAGAAGAAGAAGCUACAGUUUGAACUAGAAGAAUAUGACCGUCGGUUGCGAAUGAAAUCUGUCGGAAAUAUUCGGUUUAUAGGUGAACUAUUUAAGCAGCAGAUGCUGACAACCAACAUAAUGAUGAGGUGUUUAGAUAACUUGUUAGACAAUAAAGACGAGGAGAGUUUAGAAUGUUUGUGUAAGUUGUUGACAACAAUUGGUAAAGAACUAGAGAGAGGGGGAACGAAUAAGAAAGGGGUCGAUUUAAGUCCUAUUUUUAACUCGAUGAAAUAUAUUGUCGACAAAAAAUUCGGGAGAAUUAGUGGUAGAGUUAGAUUUAUGCUGCAAGAUGUGAUAGAUCUUAGAAAAAAUAAGUGGGUGCCCCGUCACCAAAAUUUAAAUCCCAAAACCAUAGAUCAAAUACUGAAAGAAGUAGAAACUCAACAGUUGAAUAUUCAAGCGAUGAAUUCAAUACCAAUGACUCCUAGAAGAGAUGAUCGAGGUAGCAGUGCUGUUGCUAAUUCAGAUAGGAAGAGAAGAAACGUUUCAGAUGAUGGUUGGCAGCCUACUGCUUCUAGGAAUAGGAUGCCUGUCCAAAGUGAUAAGUUAAAAAACAAGUUUCCACAAACCGACGAACCGUUGGAGAGCCGACUGAUAUUUGGUAACGGGAGCAAAGUUUUUACCAUUAAAACUGACCCAUCUUCAGCAACAAACGCUGCUAACACGCAUGUAGCUCUUGAACAUAUCGAUACCGAAAAACGGCCUUCAAGUUCGAGAACCAAUAAGGAUCCCUACAGUUCUAAGGGACCGAGCUUAGAACGUGGUAAUUAUAAGCAGCAGUCCUAUGAUGGAAGAGGUUCAAGAUCUGGAUCACUACAUAGAUCAACAGAAGGAGAAAGUUCACUUCCUGCAACGCAGAAGGUUGCACCCACGAUAAUUCCUGUACAGAAAGCAGAGGAGGAAGAGGAGAGGACUCCAGUUGCUUCAGAAUAUAAGAUGUCUGAGGAACAGUUGGAAAGACACGUUAAGAAUAAUUUGGACGAAUAUUUGAACGACAGCUGUACAGUCGAAGAAUAUAGUCAAGAUACCCAAGCAACUGUGCCCCCUGCCUACUUACCGAGAAUGGUAACUGAUGGAUAUCUGCAUGUGUUAGAGAGAUCACAAACCGCGCGACUUAGAACAGGAAUGCUAUUCGCCAAAUUAAUUAAAAUAGGCACGCUUCCCUUAGAAGUCUAUUGUAAAGCCUUAGAAGAUGUGCUGAAUCAUGUAGAUGAACUGACCAUUGAUAUUCCCAUGAUAUGGACUUAUCUGGCCGAGAUCUUAGCUAUAUGUUUGUUUGUAGUUCAUUUGAUCUGUGAAGAAGCUCUGUCUAUGCACAGGCUACAUCAAUCAUGUCCUGUAAUUAUCAAGCAGGGUCACGGUCCGAAAUUGUUAGGGACAUUAUUUAAGUUAGUUGUAAGUAAAAAGGGACCCAAUUUUCUCAUUAGCUGUUGGCAAACUUCUGGACUUCGCGUCGAGAGUUUUAUGGAUAUAAAACAGGUUAACUCAUUCUUAAGAGAAAAUAAAUUAGAUUUUCUAUGUGGGGGUGAUACAGCUGCAGGUCACAGCCAAUUAACGUAUGAUCAAAUUUCCUGCAAGCUAUUAGAAUUCUUUUCCAUGAAAACUUCGUCCGAUGAUAUUGUCAAUUGGAUAACAGUUAACGUAGGGGAGUUAGUUAAUGGAAAUAAGUUUGUUAGGACCUUAGUUACGACCAUUUUUGAAAACUCCAUUGGCCGUCAAAAAUUAGUUGCAGACAAUUUGAAAAACCACUACAAGUUACUUCAAAAAUACGUUGAUAAUAAUCCAGUUUAUGAGUUGCAAUGUCUGUUCGCGUUACAAGCUUUAAUUCACAAAAUGGAACAUCCGAAAGGUCUUCUUUUGACAAUUUGCAAUCAGUUGUAUGAAGACUCCGUCAUUUCUCAACAUAGCUUCAUUGCAUGGGAAGCCAGCGACGAUCCUGCGGAGCAGGAAGGCAAAGGUGUUACAUUGAAACAAUUGACGAGUUUCUUCAUACAACUGAAAGAAAAUGAAGAUGGAGGAAGAGGACCAGUUUCUUUGGAAUAUAAGAUGUCAGAGGAACAGUUAGAAAGACUCAUCAAGAAAAAUUUGGACGAAUUUUCGAAUUAUUGUUGUACAGUUGAAAAAUAUGUAUAAGUAACUAUCCCUUCACCCUGUUUACCAAGAAUGGUAACUUAUGAGUGAAUGUUUGAUGAUCAUAUUGAUUACCGUACACAACUCUGCAAAUUCAAAAAGUAAAAAUCUGAGAAUUUAUUGUAUAUGUACUAUAUUGAUGUUUAGAAAGGAAUUAUCUAGCACCACAAGAAGUUAAUGAUAAUAGAUAUAUGUAAAAUUGAUAUAAUAAACUUGUUUUAGAUUUAGUUUUUA